AUGACAACACAAACCGUUGAAGUUGAACAUGUUGAAACACCUUAUCAUAAUACUCAAUGUUUAUCAUGUCCUCGUGUUUGUCAUGAAAAUUGUGGUUUAGAUUAUACAAUUAAUAUUGGUGAUAAUAUAUUUCGUGGUUGUGCUUGUAUGAAUGGUGAUUAUUGUCGUGAUUGUACACAUCAUUAUUCAAAACAUGUACAUGUUAAAUUUAAAUAUGUCAGUAAAACUACAACAGUUCCAUUAUUAACAGAUGAAGAAAAAAAAGAAAUGGAUUCUAUGACCGAUACUGAAUCCCAAAAACAAGCAUUAAUAACAAAAAUGAAUGAUAAAAUAACAUCUAUUGAAAACAGUGUCAAAGUAUUUAAAAAUGAAUUAACAAAAGCUCUUAAACAAUUAAAAGAUUUAUGUCCGUAUUAUGAUUAUAAAUUAGAAUUAAAUUGUGCUGUUAAACUUCUUGAAGAUGAAGAAUUAAUUGGUUCAAAACAUCAUGAUCCAGUUGAAUUAAAAACUUUAAAAACAUAUUUUACAGAAUUAAUGCAACAAUUUGAUCAAGCUGCUUCAUAA
Molecule: messenger RNA, 564 nt
Organism: Rotaria sp. Silwood2
Lineage: Eukaryota; Metazoa; Rotifera; Eurotatoria; Philodinida; Philodinidae
Source: the annotation of a GenBank genome assembly